Molecule: messenger RNA, 2610 nt
Organism: Balaenoptera ricei (Rice's whale)
Lineage: Eukaryota; Metazoa; Chordata; Mammalia; Artiodactyla; Balaenopteridae
Gene: TFDP2
Product: transcription factor Dp-2
Exons: 14
Coding region: 250-1593 (447 amino acids)
Biological process (GO): regulation of cell cycle; regulation of transcription by RNA polymerase II
Cellular component (GO): transcription regulator complex; nucleus
Molecular function (GO): DNA-binding transcription factor activity, RNA polymerase II-specific; RNA polymerase II transcription regulatory region sequence-specific DNA binding
Source: RefSeq, a predicted model, not a curated record
GGCACCACUGGAGCGGCGGUGCCCGAAGACGCGCCCCAGGCUCGAAGAACAGCCCUGCGCGGUCGCCUCGUUCUCUGCAGCCAAGCGGCGCGUCCUGGGUGAAAGCUUAUGUAAACCUGGACACAUUUUUUUUCAAUUAAAAAAGGAUGUUCUUUUAAAGAAUAUUGAAGACGAAGUUUUUUGUUUUGUUUUGUUUUUUUGUUUGUUUUUUAAUGGCUUUACAGAAUUUUAAAUUGAAUACAAUUUGACAUGACGGCAAAAAAUGUUGGUUUGACUUCUACAAAUGCAGAAUUAAGAGGAUUUAUAGAUCAGAAUCUCAGUCCAACAAAAGGUAACAUUUCAUUUGUUGCAUUUCCAGUUUCCAGCACCAACUCACCAACAAAGAUUUUACCAAAAACCUUAGGACCAAUAAAUGUGAAUGUUGGACCCCAAAUGAUUAUAAGCACACCACAGAGACUAACCAGUUCAGGAAGUGUUCUGAUUGGGAGGCCAUACACCCCUGCACCAGCAAUGGUUACUCAGACACACAUAGCAGAAGCUACUGGCUGGGUCCCUGGUGAUAGAAAACGGGCUAGAGAAUUUAUAGACUCUGAUUUUUCAGAAAGCAAACGAAGCAAAAAAGGAGAUAAAAAUGGAAAGGGCUUGAGACAUUUUUCAAUGAAAGUGUGUGAGAAAGUUCAGCGGAAAGGUACAACAUCAUAUAAUGAAGUAGCUGAUGAGCUGGUGUCCGAGUUCACCAAUUCAAAUAACCAUUUGGCAGCUGAUUCGCAGGCUUAUGACCAGAAGAACAUUAGGCGAAGAGUUUAUGAUGCUUUAAAUGUGUUAAUGGCAAUGAACAUAAUUUCAAAGGAAAAAAAAGAAAUCAAGUGGAUUGGCUUGCCUACCAAUUCUGCUCAGGAAUGUCAAAACCUGGAGAUAGAGAAGCAGAGGCGGAUAGAACGGAUAAAGCAGAAGCGGGCCCAGCUUCAGGAACUUCUCCUGCAGCAAAUCGCUUUCAAAAACCUGGUACAGAGAAAUCGGCAAAAUGAACAGCAGAACCAGGGCCCUCCAGCUCUGAAUUCCACCAUUCAGCUGCCAUUUAUAAUCAUCAAUACAAGCAGAAAAACAGUCAUAGACUGCAGCAUCUCCAGUGACAAGUUUGAAUACCUUUUUAAUUUUGACAACACCUUUGAGAUUCAUGAUGACAUAGAAGUGCUGAAGCGGAUGGGAAUGUCCUUUGGCCUGGAGUCAGGCAAAUGCUCCUUGGAGGAUCUGAAACUUGCUAAAUCACUGGUGCCAAAGGCUUUAGAAGGUUAUAUCACAGAUAUCUCCACAGGACCGUCAUGGUUAAAUCAGGGACUGCUUUUGAACUCUACCCAGUCAGUUUCAAACUUAGACCUGACCACUGGUGCCACCUUGUCCCAAUCAAGUGUAAACCAAGGGUUGUGCUUGGAUGCUGAAGUGGCCUUAGCAACGGGGCGGUUCCUUGCCCCAGACAGUCACCAGUCCGGCAGUGCGGCCUCUCACUGCUCUGAGUCCCGAGGCGAGACCCCCUGUUCCUUCAACGACGAAGACGAGGAAGAGGACGAGGAGGAUUCCUCCUCCCCAGAAUAAAGACAGGCGCAAACCCACGUUCUACUUUUUGAUGCUCAUGUGUGUUUUUAGUGUGAGCUCUUGUGUUUGAAACGAUUGCUUCGGUCUUUGCCUUUGUUUGCACUGUGUGUUCAGUGAAAACUAGGGAAACACAAUAAGCAAAUUACCUGAAGGCUGAGAGGAUUGAGAUGAAAGUUAACGUAGUGUGAAUGAAAACUCUGAACGACAGAGCAGUAGAUCACAUGGCAAACAAAGCAUGUACUCGGAGGUGGCGGAGGGGAUAGUCCCUGAAUUGACAGCACGAACGCAGCGCAUUUAUCUUCCGUGAGGCGGGGCGCCGCGGCCCCCAAACCCACGCAGCCCUCCUUGUUGCCGAGGUGGCUCCAUGAAACAGUCCCCGACGGCCGUGUGCCCCACGCCCCGCUCCCUGCUCUGGGCUGCCUUUCACGAGGCGGAGCUGAACACGAGAGGUUCCCGGUGGGAGGAGCUGUACAGCGAGGGAUGGAGACCCUCGUGGCCCAAGGAGCGCAGAUUGAACCGCUGAACUAGGUGCAAGUCUAGUCGAGGUGCUUUACGCAUCAGCUGCCUUAGACGGCUUCUAGAAAGGAGCGAACGCUAAUUCUUGAGUACUUAAGUGACAUUUAGAAUAAUUUAUAGUCAAACUGAAAUGAUCACUAUUAGCCAAUGCAUUGGUGCAUAGAAUUUUCUAGGGCUACUUCUGGAAGCCAAAAUAGAAUAGCAUUUCCACGUGCAUUAAAUACUUUGCCAGCACUGCCUUUCGCCAGCAACCUAAAUCUGGAGUUUUACAAGAGAAGGAAAUUGUCUCUAUCGUUUUAAUCAGAGCUAUGCGUUUCAUACAGCUUUUUCACCUAGAACAAAACAAAGGAACAAGUCCCCAUGACUGAGUUGCUUGCUUAUAGUUCCCUGCCGUAAUUGUAUGAUUUCACCCAGUGUGCAAUUUGUGAAAAUGAACUGUCAUUACUUUUGUCUGAAAAGUAUUUCCAGAAUAUGAACAGCAAUGUUUUCCUGUACAUGUCA